AUGGAUAAGAGCUACCCAUCCUGCGGCUCGCACGGAGAAAAAUUGCCGAUGCAGGCUGUUAUCUUCACGGAAAAGGAGAAGCACCAGCUCCGAUUUGAGCACUACGAGAAGAAGCGGAAGGAGCGCUUCGCGCAGGUCUUGGCGGAGCGAGCCAAGGUCAUUGCAGAGAACUCCAAGAAGGGAGACAUCCCAGGAGUUCAGAGUGCUCAGUUCUUGUCGAUGCUGGAGUCGCUCUUUGAAAAAGAAGCCCGCCGGAUGGAGAUCGACAUGAAGGGUCAGCUUCGACAGCACAGCUCCCUCGUAAAGGAUAACGAGGACCAGCUGAAGAAGGAAGGUCAGCUGCAGGAGAAGCUCGUUGAGCUGGACCGAAAGAGGGAAACAGCAGCCAAGCAGUUCGAAGAGAAGGGGAAGAUCACGAAGGAGAACCUGGACAAGCGCCAAGCGAUGAACAAGGAGCUUGUUGUAAAGCUGGACGAGGAGCACAAGAAGAAGCAGGCCAGCUAUGCUGACGAGAUGGUUGCGGAGAAAGAACGACUGGAGAGGUUCAUGGAGGAGCGCAAGCUUGCCACACUGGAGCGCAGCAACGUCUUCCGCGAGCGAGUGGCGCAGAUGAAGGAGAAGACCGAGAUUCUCCAAGAGGAGAGGCGCCGGGAAGGCGAGAAGCAGCUCGAGAGAAUUCAGGAGCGCAUCGACGUCGUGGCUCGCCGGAGGGAGGAUGAGCAGAAGAAUCGGCAAGUUCGCUCCGAGGAGCAGCAUUUGCACCUCAUGGAUGUCCGCGAAGCGAAGAGUCGCAUCGACAGGGUCGACGGCUACAGGCGUGAUGAGCUUCGUGAGCAGAUCGACAGCAACAUCGAGCGAAUCGAGACACUUCUGGCUCUCAAGGAUCAGUUGCUGGAUCAGCGCAAGGGCCGCAACACGAAAGUGGAGAGCACGAAAGGAUCUCGUGGUCUCAGCUUAAAGCGCGACGUCCAGCCUGGACCUGGUACCUACGAGGCUCCUCCCACCUGCUUGCACGAGCUUCCCGCCGCGCGGAUCGGCAAGUCCAAGGUUCCUGGCUUGGUUGAUGACGCGAUCCGGGGUACCAAGCACAACCCGGCUCCUGGGAGCUAUGACACGAUCCUGCUGCCGAACGGCGAUAGGCUCAAUCAGCCCAGCGGAGGAGAGUUCAACAAGCGAAACCGCGACUCCUUCCUGGACGAGGUGAGGCGGAUCAAGGCCGACGUGCCGGCCCCUGGGUCCUAUCAAGCCAAGAGUGAGCUGGACAACCGUGCCGUCAGGAUGUCGCGUGAGCGCAUCGUGGGCGAGAACUUGGACAAGCACUCCGCGAAGAGGUUCCCGAUAUGGGCACGGCCCUCCACUGACACUCCCGGCCCCGCGGGCUACAGCGUGGACGACUACACGCGCAAGGAGGCCCCUGAGCCAGCUCUGGCUGCAUUCUGCAAGGCAUAA
Symbiodinium natans is the source of this 1449-nucleotide messenger RNA. Lineage: Eukaryota; Dinophyceae; Suessiales; Symbiodiniaceae. The record is from the annotation of a GenBank genome assembly.